AUUGCCGGGGCUGGGUGGGGGCGGCGGGCCGUGCGUGCGCAGGCGCAGACGUACAAGGGAGCGCCGAGCGGUCGAUCCGGGGCGCGCACCGCGGCGCCGUGUCCCCGACCGGCCGAGUCGGCCCAGGGCGCAGAACCAGACAUGAGGCAGGAGGAAGUGAGAGCAGUUUACCGAGUGUGUAAGUGAGAGGCCGUACGGAGCCUCUGGGAAACUCAGACAGGCGAGAAGAGUGAGUCUCUGUGCUUGUGUCUGAAGUUUUACUGAGGACUGGGGUCUGCUGUUUAUCUCCUCUCAGGUAUCCAGGAACCGCCUAGAACAAAGGUCUUUGCUGUGGCCACCGGAGCCUGCAGGAUGUUUCAUGGGAUCCCAGCCACUCCGGGCAUCGGAGCGCCUGGAAACAAGCCGGAGCUCUACGAGGAAGUGAAGCUGUACAAGAAUGCCCGGGAGCGGGAGAAGUACGACAACAUGGCCGAGCUGUUCGCCGUAGUGAAGACCGUGCAGGCCCUGGAGAAGGCGUACAUCAAGGACUGCGUCACCCCCAACGAAUACACCGCCGCGUGUUCCCGGCUCUUGGUCCAGUACAAAGCCGCCUUCCGGCAGGUUCAGGGCGCAGAAAUCAGCUCCAUUGAUGAAUUCUGCCGCAAGUUCCGUCUGGACUGCCCGCUCGCCAUGGAGAGGAUCCGGGAGGACCGGCCCAUCACCAUUAAGGACGACAAGGGCAACUUGAACCGCUGCAUCGCGGAUGUGGUCUCGCUCUUCAUCACAGUGAUGGACAAGCUGCGCCUGGAGAUCCGUGCCAUGGACGAGAUCCAGCCUGACCUGCGGGAGCUGAUGGAGACCAUGCAUCGCAUGAGCCACCUGCCCCCGGACUUCGAGGGCCGCCAGACUGUGAGCCAGUGGCUGCAGACCCUGAGCGGCAUGUCGGCCUCCGACGAGCUGGACGAUUCCCAGGUGCGCCAGAUGCUCUUCGACCUGGAGUCGGCCUACAACGCCUUCAACCGCUUCCUGCACGCCUGAGCCGCCCGGCCCGGGGUCCCCGGGAGGGCUCUGCAGCACGCCGCGUGCCUGUCCCCCGGAUAGUCCUCCUGUGUCCUGCCACCCACAGUGGCUCCAUCUGGAUGCCCGUCCCGGUGUCUCAACCCUGUCUCCUCCCACCCUCCCUACAAUAAAGACCCUUUCUGACCGCC
Messenger RNA from Neogale vison (American mink), 1187 nucleotides. RefSeq names its product VPS28 subunit of ESCRT-I (gene VPS28). Bases 352 to 1017 code for a protein of 221 amino acids. Gene Ontology annotation, cellular component: ESCRT I complex. The record is from RefSeq and is a predicted model, not a curated record. Gene Ontology annotation, biological process: protein transport to vacuole involved in ubiquitin-dependent protein catabolic process via the multivesicular body sorting pathway. Gene Ontology annotation, molecular function: protein-containing complex binding. NCBI's taxonomy places the organism in Eukaryota, Metazoa, Chordata, Mammalia, Carnivora, Mustelidae. The transcript has 11 exons.